ACUGCUACUUCUAAAAUCAAUGAAUCGGAAGGACACCAGGUUUCACAUGAUUCAGCGAAGAUAAAGAAGGUUCUGGUUCAUCCACUUGUACUCCUCGGGGUUGUUGAUCAUUAUAAUAGAAUGGGCAAAGCGCCUGUUGGUCAAAAACGAGUAGUCGGCGUCCUUCUUGGAGCCCUUAGAGGGUCAACAUUAGAUGUUAGUAACUGUUUUGCCGUUCCCUUUGAGGAAGAUCCAUCAGACCCGGAUUUAAUGGCAAGCUAUUUAUUAUUUUUAUUUGCUGUAGCUAGGGAAAAAAUCGUUGGUUGGUAUCAUUCUGGACCUAAACUUUGCCCAAAUGACAUCAAUAUGAACGAGUUAUUUCGCAAAUAUGACCCCAACUCCGUCCUGGUGGUCGUUGAUGUCAAAAAAAAGGAAAGCGAUGGCUUGCCUACAGAGGCUUAUAUAGCCGUAGAAGAGGUUCAUGAUGAUGGUACACCAACGUGUAAGACUUUUGAUCAUUUGACUUCGGAGAUUGGGGCCGAGGAGGCGGAGGAAGUAGGUGUCGAGCAUUUACUCCGGGAUAUCAGGGAGACAAAUGUAGACACACUAUCUCAUCGCAUAAGUUCUCAACUUGACAGCUUAGAAGGUUUAUUGAGACAAUUGCGCGAAAUUGGUGAUUAUCUGGAGUUG
This is a messenger RNA of Protopolystoma xenopodis, 669 nucleotides long. The record is from the annotation of a GenBank genome assembly. NCBI's taxonomy places the organism in Eukaryota, Metazoa, Platyhelminthes, Monogenea, Polystomatidea, Polystomatidae.